GACGCACGUUUCUACGAUUCCUGCUGAUCUCAACUGUUUGCCCUCUCUUCCGUUUGCCCAACCGAUCCACCGAUUAGCCCACCGACCGACUGCGGACUUACUAACAACUGAUUUGCGGACCUAUUUGUACUUUGAUAACGGAAACGAUGUCGAACGGGACGAGGCGUCGACGUCGACGAGACCGCGCGUACGCGCAGUACGCUGUCGUCAUGCUGGGACGACAACGUGUGUUCCGGGACCGCCUCGAUCCGCUGGAAGAAUUCGACGAGGAUGCGCUGCAGCAACGAUUCCGGUUUGGUCGCGCGGGAAUUAUGUUUCUCGCGGAGACGCUGCGCCCGGACUUGGAGCGGUCGACGCGUCGCAGCUGCGCCUUGUCCGCAGAGCAGCAGGUGAUCGUCGCUCUGCAAUUCUACGCCACAGGCAACUUCCUCAUCACUGCAGGCGACUACGUACACGUGCAAGUCUCUAGUGCUUCACGGUCCGUGAGGCAGGUCACCGUAGCUCUGGCACGUCGAGCAAGGGACUUCAUACGGUGGCCUGACGUCGCAGAGAGUGCUGCCUUGCAGGAGCAGUUCUUUGACGUAGCCGGGUUCCCUUGUGUCGUGGGUGCUGUUGAUGGCACCCACAUUCGAAUCCAGGGACCGCGCGUGCACGAGGAGGUGUACGUGAACCGCCACCUGUACCAUUCCAUCAACGUACAGGUGGUAGUUGACGCGUCCUGCCGCAUACGCAAUGUGGUUGCGAGAUGGCCGGGAAGCACGCACGACUCCCGGAUUUUCACCGAGAGCACACUAUCAGUCAAGCUGGCCGAUGGCAUCUACGAUGGCCUAUUGCUCGGCGACAGCGGCUACACCUGCCAGCCGUGGCUGAUGACGCCAUUCCUGUCGCCAUCAUCAGCAGCAGAAGUGAGGUACAACACGGCACACACCCCGACAAGGAGUAUUGUUGAAAGGACAAUAGGCCAGCUGAAGCGCAGGUUCCACUGCCUGCACGCCGAGCUGCGCAUGGAGCCAAGCAGAUGCUGCGACAUCAUCGUGGCAUGCUGCGUGCUCCACAAUCUCGCCAAGAGAUACCCCUGCGCGAUGCCAGGGACUGCCAUCCCGCCUGAGGUUCCUGUGGAGCCCAUGGCAGCCGGCCGUGGAGAAAGCAACGAGGCCCGGCGUGCCCUUGUCGACCAGUUCUUCUGUUGAGCCUUCCCGGCACCAACGUCUCGUCUGCAAGACACGGGGAGCUGCUGCCCACUCUUCUGCUGCUGCCACCCUUUGGCCGCUUCCUGACGCCCGAGGCUGCGGCGCUGCCGUUUGCCUCAAGCUAUCGCUGUGACAAAUGGAUAUGCAGGAAGUGAUUUGCUGUAGUUAUUAAAAGUGUGCAUGCAACAUACGUAUAACAUACGGUGUUUGUAACCCCGACAUGUUGCUGGAAUUUUGCCACAGUGUACUUAACUGUAGAACAGAAACUCUCUGAUGCUUCAAGCAUCUCCGAGUGGACCACACACAUGGUGCUCAUACAGAAAUCCAUGCUCACCGUAAUAUCUCGAGAAAUUGCCUACCCAAAACUGAGAGCACAUUAGGUAAAAAUAAGGGGUAGGCUAACAUUCGGUGUUCACAAGGUAGCUCAACUUGAGCCAUUGAAAAAUAGAAAGUCCUGCUACAAAUCAGGAUGGGCUAUCUGUUGGGGAUGGGUCGUCUCUCGGGAUAUUACGGUAAUAUUCGUUGUACCGGUUGCAACUUUCAGUAUUUCAUUACCUUUAGCUUUCUUAUAAAUUUCUUAACCUUGCCAUUUAUUUCACCUAAGGAUGUUGUGAAACCAAACAUUCAAGUCUCGUUGUUUACGAAAUCCACGAUGCUACAAAAGAGUUUUCGCUUGGCUAUGUAUAGAGUGAAUCUUGCUAUGGCUUUCUAUCCUGCUGUUAAACCGAUAACUGAUGCCAGCAACGCUACCUCUUUCCUUUUUGCGUUCCGCACUAGUUCGUCACAGCAUAAACAAUGAGUUUGUUCACUCAUUCAACAACUAAUCAAAUAUCAUGCGUAACAGCAGGGUUAUGCCUUUCUUUUUCAAAGGAAGAAUAUUGUCUUAUUUGUUGCACCUGUUGGUUAAGAGGUUAGAACUAAAUAUCACCACCUUGCAUUCCUUCAACCAUCAAAAAGUGUACUACAACUCUUUGCUCGGAUAUCUGCCUUUGGUACAUCGGUAGUUCUGUUGUCUGGGUGUUAGUUAUGUUAGUAAUGAGCACAUUUUGCUACAUAUCCUUCUGUGUGUGUUUUUUGCAGGUUGUUUGUAGAGCAAUUAUGCAGCCGUAUGAGUAAAAUGAAGAGAAAUUCACGAUUACAUGCUUGCCAUAAGUGACCCAAAGGCAGUGCAGUAUGUCCGCUAGCCUGGGCUCCCUAUCCCUAACCUGCAUCACGCAGUAGUGAUACAUGAAAGUGCGCUGAUUUCCAAUUAGAUAUUGUGUGUAUGGCACUAUGACAAUUUUUACAAUCUCCCUGUUCUCACAUCAGUUUCUUAGGGUCCCACCAUUAAUAACAGAGCUGUUCUGCAUGCCCGGCACCCAGUGCUGUUGACUUGUCAUACAGACUGAUGUAAGAGUAAUCCACUCACUCUUCCGUGUCACCCUCAAUGACAUCGAGCCCACACAGGUUCGGCGAGUCGACGCCGAUCACGUCGAGAACUGCCUGAAUUAGGGGCGUCAGUUCAUGGGGGUUCGGGCCGGCACCUACGAAAUGAAUGCACAUUAUUUUCAUUCCGUAGUCACCGGGCCCCAGAGGCAUUGCAGAGUGGAGGGGGAUCAAUAACCAACUACCAAGCUAGAAUAUAAACAGCAGAAAUCCAACGGCAUUAUGAAGCAUCAAAUAAAAGCAUAGUAAUUUGUACUGUGUGGCAGAAAUGUAACUUCUUAACAUUGCAGUGGAGUGAUCUCGCAACAGUGACCUUCCAACAUGCACAUCACUGCGUGCAAUUGUGCUGCAGUCAACUUUGUACAUAGUGCUUUCUGUGUGCCUUGAGGAUGCAGUAGUGUAGGGUAUUCAGCGACGUGUUCGAUGAACAACAAUGCCCUAAGUUUUAGGACUGUUUUCUUAAAAACAACAGAAAAGGCACAGUUUAGGUGGUGUGCUUUCAACAUUUUGAUCUCCUCUGUCUCAGGUCUACCACACUUUUUGCUGUUUCAUGUGUGUCUCGGUUACUAAAACACGGUUAAAGGAAAUUUCAAUAAAGUAUUUUGAGAUGU
Messenger RNA from Ixodes scapularis (black-legged tick), 3226 nucleotides. RefSeq names its product putative nuclease HARBI1. The record is from RefSeq and is a predicted model, not a curated record. Lineage: Eukaryota; Metazoa; Arthropoda; Arachnida; Ixodida; Ixodidae. The coding region runs from base 147 to 1190 and encodes 347 amino acids. The transcript has 4 exons.